AUGUACUUUGGUUCUAGAUUGAUCUUUGGUUCUUCUUUUGCAGGAAUCACUUUGUGGGACUGUGAUGACCUUCAAGAUCAUAUUAGAGACAGACCACACAAAUAUAAUAAUUUUGAAAUAGUUGCUUCUGAAUCAAUUGAGGACAAAUCUUCAGCCCUGAAUGUUGAAGCAUCACUGAAGGCAAGUUUCUUGAGUGGACUGGUAGAGGUUGGAGGAUCAGCUAAAUACCUGAACGAUACUAAGACUUCCAAAAAUCAGGCCAGAGUAACACUGAAGUACCAAGCUACCACAAAGUUCCAAGAACUGUCCAUGGAUCAUCUUGGAGGAGAACAUGUUAAGAAACAUCAGGUUGUGUUUGAUCAAGGAAUAGCAACACAUGUAGUCACAGGUAUCCUUUAUGGCGCACAAGCCUUCUUUGUCUUUGACCGUGAGGUGUCUGUCAACGAGAACCUUCAAGACAUUCAGGGCAACUUGAAGGUGAUGGUCAAUAAAAUGACCUCCCUUUCAAUAGAUGGUGAAGGCUCGCUGAAAAUGGAAGACAAUGAAAGAAAAAACGUUGAGAAAUUCUCCUGCAGAUUCAUUGGCGACUUUUUCAUUCAGAAACCUCCUACAUCCUUUCAGGAGGCAGUAGAGGUGUACCAAAGUCUGCCAAAGCUGCUGGAGGGCGGGGAAAACGCAGUACCAGUGAAGGUCUGGCUGUUGCCUCUGACAUGUUUAGAUUCUACUGCUGCUAAACUUGUCCGUCAGAUAAGUAUAGGGUUAGUUGAAGAAUGUCAGAAUGUCCUGGAGGACUUCAGUGACCUGGACAUGAGGUUCAACGAUGCACUGAGAACCCAAACUACACAGCAGUUCCCACAGAUUGGAAAAAAACUCAAAACCUUUAAAAAGAUGUGCUCUGUGUUCAAACUGGAAUUCCAACGAACCCUGGCAAAGAAACUGCCAUCAAUCCGAGGAGGAGGAGAAGAAGAAGCUGUGCUCGCAGAGGAACUGAGGAAGACAUGUUCUUCUCCUUUCAACAGCAAGGACCUGAACGAGUGGAUGGACUGUAAGGUCAGAGAAAUUCAUUGUUUAAAGUCAUACAUCAACAUGAUGAAAAACACCAAGAUCGUUCCAUGUGAAAACGAUCUUAAUGAAGAAAUUCUCAAAGCAGAGCAUGCUGUGUGUUUUGUCUUCACCUCGCUGGGAAGUGAUGAACCGUACCUCUCAACUUUAUCAAACUACCUGAAACAAACACCCAAACCAGACGACGCCCAAGAUCCACACCCUCCAGAUCAAUGGUACAACUCAAGAGAAGAAAGGAAGCAGUGCUGCAUAAAGCAAAGCUCUUCAGUGAUUUUGCAGAGGCCAACAAGGAGAACAAGAACAUCACAUUUCUGACAGUGGGUUUAACAAAGGAGACAC
Molecule: messenger RNA, 1401 nt
Organism: Notothenia coriiceps (black rockcod)
Lineage: Eukaryota; Metazoa; Chordata; Actinopteri; Perciformes; Nototheniidae
Product: verrucotoxin subunit beta-like
Exons: 1
Coding region: 1-1377 (458 amino acids)
Source: RefSeq, a predicted model, not a curated record